AUGCAGUCGACUUAUCUUCAUGUUAAUUGUUACGGACGCAGCGCUAAAAUGCAUCAGCAACAACCGUCGCAAGCGCCUACGCCGCUGGAGCGCAGCGUUUUACCCAAAUAUCCGAAGGUGUCCCCGGUCAUCAGACCGUCGCCGUCCAGUUCUGGAUCCACUCUAGACUGUUCGUCGAACACUACUCUCGUGACGAACACCAGUCCAUUCAACAGCCAGACCGCUCUUAUCACCGAGAAAAGAUACUUUUCCGGCGACACCGAAAAAGGAUCCAAUCACUACUAUGCCGAGAAUUUGAGAAACAAUCAUCAAAAGGCCUUGAAUAGGUCGCGGAUUUAUGAUCCGCUCAACAAAAAACAAGACGUCGAUUACAAGCAAUUAGAUCCACUGCUACCGAGCGAACAAAGUUCAAGCAUCAACAUCCUCAUGGAUCCUCCGGACAUGAAAGUACUAAAGGACUCACAGGAACCCAUCCGACUGUCGCCCUCGGAGUUCCAGAAGGAACCUAAGCCGUCACGAUUACGAUUUGCCACUCAGGUAUUAGCUGCAUUAUCGGUGUCGUUAGGUUCGUUCCAAGUCGGCUAUUCAUCUUCCUAUACAUCGCCAGCGCUGGUGUCUAUGCGUGAUAACGCCACAGCGAGCUUCGAAGUCACCAAACAGAUGAGCAUGUGGAUUGGGUCACUUAUGCCAUUGAGUGCACUUGUCGGUGGCAUUGCUGGAGGACCGCUCAUCGAAUAUAUAGGAAGGAAAAAGACAUUACUUGCUACAUCAUUCCCAUUUAUCGGAGCGUGGAUCUUAAUCGCGAUGGCUCAAAAUGUUCCGAUGAUAUUGGCUGGACGCGCGUUAUGCGGUUUUGCCGUAGGCAUUACCUCUUUAGCGUUUCCUGUGUACUUAGGCGAAACGAUACAACCAGAAGUGCGUGGUACUCUUGGUUUAAUGCCCACCGUUUUUGGUAAUUUCGGAAUAUUACUAUGCUUCAUAGCGGGUAUGUAUAUGGAUUGGAGAAAUCUAGCGCUGCUAGGGGCAAGUUUACCACUACCAUUCUUAAUUUUAAUGUUCAUAAUUCCGGAGACGCCAAGAUGGUACAUUUCUAAGGGGAAAACAAAGCUGUCCCGAAAAUCUCUUCAAUGGUUGCGCGGUAAAGACACAGACAUAACGGACGAAUUGACUAUGAUCGAGAAAAUACAUCAAGAAUACCUCGACAGCGAGCGAAAUGUCUCUCAAAAUAUGAUCUCGGAGUUAAUGAAGAGUAAACACUUAAGACCUCUCCUCAUUUGUUUGGGCCUGAUGCUGUUCCAACAAAUGUCUGGCAUCAACGCAGUGAUAUUCUAUACGGUGCAGAUCUUCCGAGACGCUGGUAGCACAAUCGAUGAGAAUCUCUCGACUAUAAUCAUUGGAAUAGUGAAUUUCAUAUCCACCUUUGUCGCUUCGUUUGUGAUCGACAAGUUGGGCAGGAAGAUGCUGCUGUACAUAAGCUCCAUAUUGAUGUCCCUGACCCUCUUCUCUCUUGGUGGAUUCUUCUACGUGAAGUCGAUGGACAUGGACGUGACGGCCUUCGGCUGGUUGCCGCUGGUCAGUUUGAUCGUGUACGUAAUUGGCUUCUCCCUGGGCUUCGGAGCUAUUCCUUGGCUGAUGAUGGGUGAGAUCCUACCCGCCAGGAUCCGCGGUUCCGCAGCGAGCAUCGCGACCGCCUUUAAUUGGACGUGCACCUUCAUCGUAACGAAAACCUUCCAGGAUGUCAUAGGAGUGAUCGGUGCGCAUGGCACCUUCUGGAUGUUCGGCAUAAUCGUCGCGGUGGGCUUUGUCUUCGUAAUCAUCAGUGUGCCAGAGACCCGCGGCAGGUCGCUCGAGGAGAUCGAGAAGAGAUUCACAGGUCCAACUCGAAGGAUGAGCGCAGUCGCCAAUAUGAAACCGACGCCGAUGUCGUGCUAGCUGCUCAACUUCCAAUCGCGACUAGCGAUAAAGAAACUCGUUCGAGUAAAAAAUAGGACUCCUUACGGUGUCCUUCUAAGGGAAAGAUUCCCUUACAGAUAUGCUUUCCCUUAAAGGGAAAUUCGAAGGGAAGUUCAGGUUCGAAGGUCAUUAUUAUUCUCUUCUAUUGUAUUUAAGAGAAGCGUCCGUUCUUCCUUCUUGGCUUUUCCUACUUUACUCUUAUGUCCAAGAUCUUCGGCUCCCUUUCGCGAGAUCUAUUUGUUAUAAUGAAGUUUGAGCGAGAGCGAUUCGGAAAUAAUCGAUAAAAGAUGGAAAUUGGUCGUAGAUCUGAAUAGUAUGUAGAAAUACACGAUCAAAAGUGCUUCUCACAAAAGUCACAUCUCUUUAAACAAGUUGAAGAGGCAAAUUGCGUGAAAAGUUCUAUCAAUUAAAAAAUUUAGUGCAAGAGCGAUUUCUGAAAAGCUCUAUUUUACAAAAGCUGAUUAAAAUAAUUCCUCGACUGUAUUUUUAAAUAGAAUCUUACGGUAUAAGAAAAAAAAUACAUUCAUUCGCUUCUUCAAUUAGCCUCGUGAAACAUGAGAGACUUCGGCAGAUUUCGCUUUAAUUAUAUUCCUAUCCAAAUCGAGGAUCACAGCUAACAAGUUAGUGCCAAUCUUGUCGAGAACCCAAAUUGCGAGGCAAAUUAAGUAGCUUCGUGAAAUAUAAAUGUGUUACGCUUUCCCAUCGGGGAAAUGGCAAAAUGUGUGACUAUCAGCUGUUGACUAGGUGUGUAGUUGCAAUUGUUUUUAUUAUUCCCGACAGUCCUACAGGGCCUACCUCAAGUUGAUACUGCUCUAUUAGAGUAUAGCAGAUAAUACUGUCGUUAGAGAUGUACGCGUAGGUCAACGCUAGUCGCGCGCCGCGAGCGCGCGUUUCUUUUUUUAUAGCGUAAUUUGCGUGGGGCUGUGGUAUCGCAUAGGUUCUGUGUGAUACGAUUAAUCGUCACGUGCACCUUGAAUUUGAAUUAAAAGCACGCGUAAUAUGUGUGUAUUGGUGUAUACUUAUAUAUAUAUAUGUA
This is a messenger RNA of Cyphomyrmex costatus, 2989 nucleotides long. RefSeq names its product trehalose transporter 1 (gene Tret1). The record is from RefSeq and is a predicted model, not a curated record. NCBI's taxonomy places the organism in Eukaryota, Metazoa, Arthropoda, Insecta, Hymenoptera, Formicidae. Gene Ontology annotation, biological process: carbohydrate transport; transmembrane transport. Gene Ontology annotation, molecular function: sugar transmembrane transporter activity. Gene Ontology annotation, cellular component: membrane.